UAUGAAUAAGUUAUUGCUAUUAAUUUCAUUGAUAUUCUGGCAAUUUCAAAAUGUCCAAAGUGCCGCUAUUCCAAAUUUGAAUUUAAACGAACUUGAAAAACGUGAAACUGAGGGUACGGUCACGGAGGUUUUAAUCCUUACCACAACCCUAACAUCUGAUACCCAAGAAACUGAAAGUACGGUCACUGAAGUUUUAAUCCUUACCACAACCCUUACAUCUGAUACCCGUGAAGCAGAAGUCGUUAACUCAACCGCAACACCUUCCUCGUCAGAACAAUUUACCAGAGAAACUUCCUAUCCAGAACAAGUUUCCACAUCAACUUCCUCUCCAGAACAAGUUACCACAUCAAUUUUCUCUCCAGAACAAGUUUCCACAUCAACUUCCUCUCCAGAGCAAGUUACCACAUUAAUUUUCUCUCCAGAACAAGUUUCCACAUCAACUUCCUCUCCAGAACAAGUUACCACAUCACUUUUCUCUCCAGAACAAGUUUCCACAUCAACUUCCUCUCCAGAACAAGUUACCACAUCACUUUUCUCUCCAGAACAAGUUUCCACAUCAACUUCCUCUCCAGAACAAGUUACCACAUCAAUUUCCUCUCCAGAACAAGUUACCACAUCAACUUCGUCUCCAGAACCAACCAUUUCCACACCCACAACAAUAGCCUACGAAGAACCAAUCGCAACGGCAAUCAACGUAGUCAGAGGGGUUGAAACCUUCCAAGAAACAGAGAUUAUCCUUAGCGACACCGGAAUCCUUUCACUCGUUGACGUUGUGAAUGUAGUCAUCGAAUCUGCUUCGAUUGAGAGUGGGACUUCAUUGUUUUAUACCCAAUCAUUCCUGGCCGAUGAUGAAGCUAUUAGUGUUCAAUUAUCCGAUGUUGUGAAUGAAGGGUUGAUUUGGUUGGAUAUUAGAACUUCUCCACAAUUGGAUGGUAUUUUGUUUAAGAGAAGAGACCAAAACUUGAAGAAGAGGGAUGAUGAGAAUGUUGUUAUGUUGACUAAUCUUGAGAAUAAU
Molecule: messenger RNA, 1015 nt
Organism: Hemisphaericaspora subhashii
Lineage: Eukaryota; Fungi; Ascomycota; Pichiomycetes; Serinales; Debaryomycetaceae
Exons: 1
Source: RefSeq, a predicted model, not a curated record